This is a messenger RNA of Symbiodinium necroappetens, 665 nucleotides long. The record is from the annotation of a GenBank genome assembly. NCBI's taxonomy places the organism in Eukaryota, Dinophyceae, Suessiales, Symbiodiniaceae.
AUGUUAUCCGCUUUCCUGUCCGACAGCGGCAGCUGCCAGCUUGUGGGCUGCGUGAACCACAACGGUGCCAGAUGCAAGAUUCCAUGGAAUGGCACGGGCAGCGACACGCGGGCAACCGUCACCUUCACGGUGGCUCCAUCGGCAUGCGUCUACAUUGUGCAGCAACCCGCCUCCGCGUCGAACCGUUUCGGCAACAAGGCGGAGCCGCUCAUCAUAACGUCUGAGGUGGCGCUCAUACCAACAACGACGACGGUGACUGAUGCAAGCACAAGCUCGCUCACGACCAUCAGUGCUUCCACGGCGACCAGCACUCCUAACGUGACGACAAGCUCCGUGCCAGCCUCUACGACUGGGACUGUGCCCGAGACUACGACCACGACCACACCGUGGAAGACUAAGUGCCCAUGUGCAGAUUGGUGCAUGUGGGUGCCGCCUUAUUCUAUGAAAUGGGUGCCAUUCUGUACCGGCUGUCCUCGGUGUUGGGGCUGCCCACCCUGGUGCAGACACCAACUCUUGGAGGUGAGAAGCGAAAACAUGGAUGCAGAUGGAAGGCCAUGGGCAAUGCCGAAGCCCGAGCAACCUACGAAAACAUGGAGCUCGCCAUGUGCGCAGAGAUGCUGCAGUGUACCGUUCGCCCCAGCUGCACCUGCAAAGUACCUCCGAGA